Messenger RNA from Aspergillus clavatus NRRL 1, 6453 nucleotides. RefSeq names its product putative SNF2 family helicase. The coding region runs from base 1 to 6453 and encodes 2150 amino acids. Lineage: Eukaryota; Fungi; Ascomycota; Eurotiomycetes; Eurotiales; Aspergillaceae. The record is from RefSeq and is a predicted model, not a curated record. The transcript has 5 exons. Gene Ontology annotation, molecular function: ATP binding; methyltransferase activity; ATP-dependent chromatin remodeler activity.
AUGCCUCGUCCCAGGAAGAGGGCUCCGUCCCCUCAACCUGCGACGCGUUCAAGGACGAGGCGCCAAAAGCCCUCUUCUCGGACCCAGUCCCAUGAAGAAAUGAUAACACCCAAUACUCUCCCUGAAGGAACCCAUUCGACAGUUACGGAAUCUGACACCGAUGAUAUCCCUGAGAUAGUAAGAUCGCGACCAUAUUCAGGACGAAAGUCAGCUCGGACCCAGCUGGCCCUUCACCUGCCCCCUCUAUACAAGCUGGAUGACAUCUACAAGUCUCUUACAUCGAGGGCACUCGAGCUCAGGUUCGAUGAUUUUCUGUCUCAUCUUGGCUCGAAGCCUUUACGCGUCGUCACUGUUUGCUCUGGAACCGAGAGUCCUUUGCUUGCUUUGGAGAUGGUGCAGGAUAACCUCAGGAAGCAUUUCAGAAAGAACUUCGACUUUCGCCAUUUAUUCAGUGCCGAGAUCGUGCCCUUCAAACAAGCAUAUAUCGAGCGCAACUUUCAUCCUCGUUUCCUUUUCCGGGAUGUAGCACAGCUGAAGGACCGAGUGGCUCAAACAGCGUAUGGUUCACUAGAAAAGAUCCCCAAGAACGCUGACUUGCUCAUCGCGGGCUUCUCCUGUGUCGACUUCUCCGGCCUGAACAAUAGAAGAAAGACACUGGAUGAGGAGGGCGAAUCUGGGGGCACUUUCUGGGGGAUCAUCCGCUACGCCACUGCCUACCGGCCCCGGAUGGUGAUUCUAGAAAAUGUCAAAAACGCCCCCUGGGAUAAGAUCGAACGGCAUUGGAAUGAGAUAAAUUACUUCGCUAUCCACAUGGAUGUGGACACCAAGGCGUAUUACCUGCCUCAGACCCGCGAACGGGGGUACAUGUUCUGUGUGGACCGAGGAUUGCUGGACAAGUAUGGACUCUCCGAAGACGAUAUGCGUGAGUGGUCCAGUGUCUUUACUGCCUUCAAACGUCCUGCGAGUUCCUCCGCGGGUAUGUUCCUCUUAGAUGCGGAUAACAAGAGACUCGAAGAUAUUGAGAAAGACAUGUCAACACGAAUCACUUCCACGACUGCAAGAGCCACCGUCAACUGGGCGAAAUACCAGGUCCGUCAUCAGAGCUACCGUCUGAACCAUGAGCUCGGUUACAAACGUCCCGUAAGCAAGUCCCAAGACGAUGGGACAUGCCAGAUGCCCAACUUUACAUGGCAGGUAUGGAUGAAGUCCCAACCGGAACGGAUUUGGGAUACCAUUGAUGUCAACUUCCUGCGGAAACUUGCAGAUGAUGGCUAUGAUAUGAACUACAAAGAACGGUGCAUUGAACUCUCUCAAGGCCUUGACCGAGAGAUCGACAGCCGUGCAUUUGGUAUCGUUGGUUGCAUCACACCGUGUGGAAUUCCCUAUAUCACGACAAGAGGUGGGCCUCUAUGUGGUCUCGAGUCUCUAGCGCUGCAAGGUCUGCCCCUAGACAGACUCCUACUCACGAGGGAGUCCCAGCGGGAGCUGCAAGAUCUUGCCGGGAAUGCCAUGAGCUCAACGGUCGUCGGUGCUGCAGUUCUCUCAGCCUUGAUCGUAGGGCAUAGGGUGCUAGUACCAGGAGAGCAGUCGGCUGCUCCCAAAGAACAUUCUUCCCACCAUAAGAGAAUCACUCCUCGUGAGGAUAUCCCACUACUGCCAAGGACACUGCAACUCAGUAAAGUUGUCAAAGUCGACACCUCAGACCUUCAACGACAAGCUACCAGCAGCGCAAGGUACUGUCUAUGUGAGAGACAGACUGGUAUCAAGCAGAAGAUCCUCAGAUGCACUGUCUGUGAGCAUACCGCCUGCUCCGAAUGCGCUGGAAAUCCAUCUCACGCAUAUAGCCACUGGUCCGGUUUAGUAAGGAGUCAGCCUGGUGAGUUUAUUGGCCGUCUGAAAAGCAUACUACCUGCUAGAUUGGUCAUUUCUGGGAUAUCUCGCGGCCUGUAUAAUGCCUUCAAUACAACUUUCCCCUAUGCAAAUUCUGCCUAUGUUUGGGAGCACUUCUUGGACGCUGUAAUUCGAACUGUUGGUGACGAGCUUCGUUUCUCGGAAGUCAGAAGAAGUGAAGUCUGGACAGUUUCCUAUGAAGGAAAGUUUACUGUUCUGAAUCUGGUCAUCAGUGCGACAACAAUUGAGUGGUUACUCUAUGCAAAAGCAUCUGAGUCUGAGCCCGCCUUAUCCCUCCACCGAGAGAUACUAUCUAAACCCAUUGCACGCAUGGCCCCGGUGCUUGACACGCUUCUCACAGGUACUUGGGAGAUAUUUGCUCCGCUGAGCUCAAAAUGCACCCUGACGAUUACUGGUACUGGCAAUCAGGUGCCCUCUUACGAGGCUAGAUGCGGCCUGGCAAGAGAGGAGUUCGCUGAUUCGACAAACUGGAGCCAACUUCAUGUUGGAAGCUCUCGCGAGGAAUGUUUGGACUUUGCUACAGAUAUCCGAGGAACCUAUGAUCUUCUGCCUGACUGUGGCACUGCAAACGCAUGCCUGCACAAAAAGGCAGGCACUGCCAGCAGUCCUACGGUAUACUUGUUCCUAGAUCCGACCAAGCUUGGGGAGCCGAAAUAUGACUCUUUUGUCUUUGCUCUGGAACAUCGACGCAUUCCUGGAUAUGUACCUCGACUUACUAUUGCCGAAUUGUCUCACAAAUGGCGCUCUUCAACAGCAAGCGAGCGACCAGAGGUCGUCAAUGCCUACUAUCGACAAUGGAACAAGGCGCAAACCGUCACUUUGGCACCAUAUGCCCCUGACUCGUCCAUAGUUUUUUCGAAUCUGCAGCCAGGAUUGCCUCUUCCUAUCCAGAGUACUAAUUGUCAUGAGGCGAAUGUAACUCUACUGUCCCUCUCGGCUCCAGCUAACGCGAUCGACUCACUUUGGUGUAAAGGGCCAUGGGAAGUAACAGAGCCUACGGAAUCAGCUUCUCUGCUGCGUGACUUUUCUUGGUUGUUGCAAAAGUCAUCUGAUUUUGCUGAAUAUCAGGAUUGGAAUACUAUCAUCGCUGACGGGAUCACAUCCCCCUGCCCUGUCUGCGUUCCACAAUCGCCUCGGAUACUUUGGGGCUGUAACAGAAAAGGGUUGAUCAGAGCGUAUGAGGACCCGCGUGAUGCAGCUUUAUAUGAGCGGCAGAUAAAGUCGAGGCCAUCGCCCUAUCUGAUAUUCCGCCGGGUGGACGACGAUGAUGUAGGUUACUUGUCUGUCACUCUCAACGUCCAGACCCUGUUACAUCAAGCGUAUGCUAGGUUGGCAAACUCCAGGUCAGACAAUGUCUCUUUUCAUUGGCGUCUGGUUCCAAACGCGCAAGAUGUGAGAGACUUAGCGUUCCCCAAGUUCAGUUUGCUUAGCAACAGACAUGAUAUACCAUCCGUCCAGCCGGCAAACUUUUUGAUAGAGUUAAGACCGGAGCAGUUGCGAUCGCUAUCAUGGAUGAUACGGCAGGAGGGUAUUUCAAUCGCACCUUUCGUUGAAGAAGAAGUGGAAGAAGCCCUCCUUCCAUCCUUAAUGUGGCGAGCAGAGGGUAAAGUCACUGUUGAAAAGACAGUCCGUGGAGGUGUCCUGGCAGACGAUGUAGGAUAUGGGAAGACUGCCAUUACAUUGGGCCUCAUCGACAAGCAAUAUGAUAGUGACUCUGCACCAGAGACUUCUGAAGGCUUCAUCUCCACGAAAGCGACGCUCAUCAUCGUCCCUCAAAUCAUGCUUCAGCAAUGGCUGUCAGAAAUUCAAAAAUUCCUCGGUUCAAGAUACAAGGUUCUGGUUAUCGCCUCUGGGGCAGCGCUCUCAAGCAAGAAGAUUCGCGACAUUGUUCAGGCUGAUAUUAUUUUGGUGUCUUGGUCUAUCUUCAACACACAAGCCUAUUACAACAAAAUGCAGAAGUUCACUGGCAUGCCACGAGUCCCUGGCAAGGCAGGUCGUAAUUUCGAUGCCUGGUUUGCUGAGACGCAGGACUUUCUUCGUGAGCUCAUCCAAAUUUUGGUAGAACAGGGGCCCGGUAUUCUCUUGGAAACUGUGCGUAAAAAGCGUCAGUUGGUGAAACUCACGCAUAGUUAUUGCACAUAUGUCCCGUCGAAAAGGCUGAGAGGAAGGCAGUAUGCGGAAGCGAACAAGAGCAAUGAAUCUAGCGUCCAGUACGCCGAUGUGUCAAGUGCAGAGGACUCUGGUGAGGACGAAUAUCUGGAGAGGCUUCGAAACAAUGUCGAUCACUCCAUGAGACUUCGAUCUCUCGCAGUAGACGCGAAUAGUUCGCAGGGGUCUGUCGAAGUCGACACCGAAGACGAGAGUGCGUACGAAGAUUCCUCAGAAGAGAACACUACCGGGCCGAAUUCAGAGUUUUGCAAAGCCCCAAAAGCAAAGAGGAAAUUCAGCCAACAAAAUUCCGACAGGAAGGGAAAGAAGUGGAAUGACCGAAAAGAAUUCAACAUUGAACGAGGAAAAACAACUCAGGAAUGGGAUACAGUCAGGACGCCUCUACUGCAUGCAUUUCUCUUCAACCGUAUUAUCAUUGAUGAGUUCACAUACGCCAAUCCAGAGAGGCUUGCGCCCUUAUUUGCUCUGGAAGCUCGCUCAAAGUGGAUGCUUUCCGGGACACCACCGUUGAACGAUUUCGCAGAUGUCAAGACAAUCGCUCCCUUUCUGGGUGUCUAUCUAGGAGUCGAUGAAGAGGACGCAUUGUCCCAGAACAGCCGGCUCAGAAUAUUGCGCAAGCAGCGGUCAGAUGCGGAAGUGUUCCAGUCAUGGCGAGCUCCACGGAGUGAGGCAUGGCACCGACGUCGUCAUGAAGUUGCCCAGAAAUUUCUGAACCGUUUUGCCCGCAGAAACAUCGCAGAAAUCGACGAGAUUCCUCUAACAGAGCAUAUUGUUUUGAUUGAUCAGUCCCCAGCUGAGUGCGCAGUCUACCUCGAGCUAUACAAGCAACUGAUGACGCACAAUAGACAGCUGCGUCGAAGCGGGCGUGGUAGAUUCGGUAACGACCAGCUAGAGCGAUUGGACGAGAUCAUAGGUAGCAGUGCCUCACCAGAGGAAGCACUGCUCAAGCGGUGCUCGUCACUGGCACUCCACGGCCGCUGGGAGAAUGGCAAACCCGAAGCCAUCACAUGCAGUUCAAUCAUUGCAAUUCGAGAAAAACAGCUCGUUUCUCUCACGAAUGAUUUCUUGGCUAAGAUGAAAUUGGCUGCUUGGAUUUAUUUUGCGUGCGAUUUGAAAUAUGAGAAGUUUCAUAAGUUCGUGGAAAGUAUCUUUAAACAUGAUUUUGGUGACAUGGUGGUGACCAAUAGGGUCUACCAACUAUUCAGGGCAGCUAUACGCACAUCAGAGGUCGACGAUUGGAGAUUGUUCUUCACGAAUUCUGACCAACAGGACCCCGACCCCUUUGAAGCUGGACCCGACACGGAAUCAUUGGGUGCGAUGGAAACAGAAAAUAUCGACGAGAGGGCCACAGAAGGUGACGUUGAUAUGCAAAGCCCCUCCAAGAAGGUAAAGCUCUUGGAAGGUGAGAGAACGGCAAAGAAGAAAGGCACGAAGUCUGGCAAAGAUCAACGCCAGGAACUUCCCAAAAAGCCAACUGAGGUCAAGGAAUUCGAGCCUGUCUUGAGAGAAGUCACGACCACUCUGCGUAACAUCAUCGUGGAGUGGGUUCUGCGCGAGCGAGCUCUGAGAUUCCUCAAGACUGUGCGUCAGGUUCAAGCAAGUUCAAAGGUGCCUGCAUGCGGAUCCUGUGGAAGUGCGUCAAAGUCGCGCAGCGACCUGAGUGUUCUUGGCUCCUGUGGUCAUGCACUUUGCAAUGACUGUGUCUCACAUACUGUGCAAGCAGAAGAAUGCACUGUCGCAGGAUGCCGUGGCUCAGGCAAAGGAUUCAACGUAAUCAAGGCCGACUCGCUCGGCGUCGAAAAGGUCGACCACAGUACCCAUUUUGGAGGCAGUAAAUUGGACAAGUUGAUCGAGAUCGUGAGAAGUAUCCCUAAAGAGGACCGAGCAAUCCUUUUCAUCCAAUACAAAGAGCUCAUUGAAAUAGCUUCAAAAGCCUUUGAUCUCGCCAAGAUCACCCACACGGUAAUCAGCGCCGGCGACUCCAAGAAGAUCGAGGAGUUUAAGAAGCCCAGCUUUGGCAAUAACCGGAUCUUGAUCCUAAAUCUGGGCAGCGAGAUGGCCGCCGGGUUAAACCUGCAAUGCGCAAAUCAUGUCUUCUUCCUCUCGCCGAUGCUCACGCAGACACAGUACGAUUACGACUCCUCGAUGACACAGGCGAUUGGUCGUGCGCGGCGAUACGGGCAGAUCAAGCACGUCCACGUCUACCACCUGCUGGUAAAGAGGACGAUCGAUGUGAAUAUAUUCCAGGACCGACGCGGGAAGAUCCUGAUCGAGAGAGAUGAGCAGCCCAUUCUAGUGUCUCCCAAUGAAGCGGUCGGGUUUGAAGCGAUUAGCUGUCAAGGACCUUCAUUGCUCGUGGACAAUGCCUUCUGA